Messenger RNA from Stomoxys calcitrans (stable fly), 2793 nucleotides. It is a transcript of the gene Plap, whose product is annotated as phospholipase A-2-activating protein. The coding region runs from base 203 to 2572 and encodes 789 amino acids. Gene Ontology annotation, cellular component: cytoplasm; nucleus. The transcript has 7 exons. Gene Ontology annotation, biological process: ubiquitin recycling; proteasome-mediated ubiquitin-dependent protein catabolic process. Lineage: Eukaryota; Metazoa; Arthropoda; Insecta; Diptera; Muscidae. The record is from RefSeq and is a predicted model, not a curated record. Gene Ontology annotation, molecular function: ubiquitin binding.
CUUUCUGUCAUCUCAUUGGAGCCGGACAGAACAUUUAUUUUACGAUAGCAAAGGUCUUUAGUUGGGAAAGUACGUGUUUCUUGUACCAUCAAAGUAGGAUAAAAUCCCAACUUGUAAUCUCUGUCCAGUCUCGUGUCUAUCUCUCAAAGAAGAGACCCAAAAAUCGCAACUUUUUGCAAACAAUAAUUAGGCUCACAUCACAAUGGCAUCGUCUUCGGCAAAUUCGUUGGACAACUACAAAUUGAGCUGUGAAUUGUUGGGUCAUAGCAUGGAUGUUCGUUCUGUUUGCGCUGCAGCGGCUACGGAGGGGGGAGAAAUGAUAGCAUCGGGUUCCAGAGAUAAAACUGCCAAGUUAUGGAAACCUAUAGACAAUACUUAUAUAGAGGCUGUCACACUACAAGAUCAUACAAACUUUUUGGCUUGCGUAUUCCAUCAUGCCGAAGAGCGUUGGCUAUGUACCGGCAGCAAUGAUGCAACAGUGUGCAUUUAUAAAGAAAAUGCCCUUAUACCCAUACUCACCCUUAAGGGUCAUGAGUCCACUGUUUGUUCCAUAGCAGCGGGUGUGGAGCCACAUAGUAUAGUCACCGGUAGCUGGGACAAAACGGCUCGUAUAUGGAAUAUAGAUGAAACGGGUAGUUAUACUUUUGUUGAAUUGAAGGGACACGAAGCCGCCGUUUGGGCUGUUGCCUCUAUGACCCACCUUAAGAAGUUUAUAACGGGCUCAGCUGAUAAGACAAUAUGUUACUGGAAUACCAAGGGCGAGAAAUUGCGCCUUCUCAAAGGUCAUACGGAUUGUGUGCGUGGUAUAUUGGCUUUAAGCAAUGGCGGUUUGAUAUCCUGUGCCAAUGAUGCCACCAUACGUUAUUGGAAUGAAGAUGGUGAAUGUAUGCAUGAAAUGUGUGGCCAUACCAAUUAUAUCUAUUCGGUGGCCCUACUGAAGGCUUUUGGCGACAAUUGUAUAGUAUCUUGCGGAGAAGAUAGCACUCUACGUAUGUGGGAUUUAACAACGGGACAAGAGUUGGGGCAACCUUUGGUGCAUCCCGCCCAAUCAGUGUGGUCUGUGGCAUGCCUACGCAAUGGGGAUAUUGUCACAGGAUCCAGUGAUGGCAUUGUUAGAGUUUUCACCAAAGACAGUAGCCGAGCGGCGCCUGAAUCUGUGCUAAAGUCCCAUACUUUAGCAGUGGAGACCAGGAUGCAGCAAAAAUCCGAGGACUUGGGUGGUGUUAAGAAAACCGAUCUUCCAGGUCCUGAAUCCUUAUUGACCAAUGGCACCCGAGAAGGUCAAACUAAAAUGGUUAGACAUCCAGAUGGCUCUGUUAAAUGUUAUAUAUGGGAAUUGGGUAACUGGAAGUUGGUGGGUGAUGUUACCGGUGCCUCGGGGGCAACUCAAGAGACCUCAGGCAAAAAAUUGCAUGAGGGCAAGGAAUAUGACUAUGUAUUUUCAGUGGACAUUUCUGAUACCGAACCCCCAUUGAAACUGCCUUACAAUCGUGGUGAAGAUCCUUGGCAUGCAGCCCAAGCAUUUAUACAUCGCCAUCAAUUGCCUCAGGCUUAUCUGGAUCAAGUGGCUAAUUUUAUAGUCAAAAAUGCUGAUAGUGCUCCACUACCAACGGCUACCAAUACAGGAGCUUAUCAGGACCCCUUUACUGGAGGCAAUCGUUAUGUGCCAGGUUCCACCAAUUCCAAUAUGCAAUCAGCUGGUAAUUUAGAUCCUUUUACUGGAGCCUCAAGUUACAGCACUGCCGCCAGUCAAGCUGCACCCAAAGUUGAUGUUAAUUUUGUUAAAGGGGAGAAGCAUUUUCCUGUUAGCACAUAUAUAACCUUUGAUACUUGCGAUCCCACAAAAGUAUUGGAAAAACUAAAAGAAUUUAACAACAAAUUACCAGCUUCCAAUGAAAAAGUGUCUGAAACACUUUUGGAGGCCUGCAUCAAACUAACUGAACCAGCACCCGAGGUUGAGCGGACAACUAUAGAGGCUUUACAAAUUUUGAUGCAAUGGCCUAGUGAAUUACUAUUUCCCGUCAUCGAUAUUGUGCGUUUAGCUGUACGCAAUGAAUCCAUUUUUACCGUUUUGAAUUCUAUGAAUUUCUUAGAUUCACUAUUGCCACACAUCACUUCCUCUGUACCAAAUCAACUUAUGAUCAUUAGAACUUUGGCCAAUAGUAUGAAGCAUGCGGCUGGCCGCGAACAAGUUGAUAGCCGUCUGGCCCCAUUGGUGGAGCACAUCAACAGCAUCAAAUCGGGAAGCAAUAAUCUACAAAUAGCCAUUGCAACAUUCUAUCUGAAUCAGACGGUGACUCAGACUACGGGUUUGGCAAAUGGUAAUAAGUGUCGCAUACUAACCGAAGGUUUGAUAGAAUUUUUGAAAUGGGCCACAGAUUUGGAGGCCUGUUAUCGUUGCAUACAGGCGCUUGGCAAUAUGACAACUACGCCUUUUGGUCAAGAGACUUCGGCCUUGGUGAUCUCAGUGGACUAUGUAAUGGAUAAACUGCGUGAAUUAACCAAUACACCACAGGUGGAGGUCUAUAGUAAAAUCAAUAAGGCAGGCUCUGCAUUACUAGCGGCCUUCUAAUAACGAGAAAACCAAAAUCAAUGAAUGUGUCAAGGUUUAAAACUAGCCAUGCAAGUCAGAAAGUGUGUACUAAGCUAAGUUCAGAACAAUAUCACACACACACACACACACAUAUACCCAAACAUUUUAUAAAUCUAUCAGUAAAACACUCACUCACGCAUUUCUUUUGUAACUUUGAAGCAAAAUGAAAAGACUAAAUAAAAUUUUGCGUUCAAUAUUUA